Tilletiopsis washingtonensis is the source of this 1738-nucleotide messenger RNA. RefSeq names its product Rho GTPase activation protein. Gene Ontology annotation, biological process: signal transduction. The annotation marks the transcript as partial. The transcript is spliced from 4 exons. Gene Ontology annotation, cellular component: cytoplasm; cytoskeleton. Lineage: Eukaryota; Fungi; Basidiomycota; Exobasidiomycetes; Entylomatales. Gene Ontology annotation, molecular function: GTPase activator activity. The record is from RefSeq and is a predicted model, not a curated record.
CGCAUCAGACGGCGUGCGUGGCGCGGUCAGCGCCAAUAGCGCCGGGUUCUCUCGCCGCCAUCAGCGCAACAAGAAGGCGUUUGACGAGAGCUUCAGCUCAGGCCUGUCCACGAUUCCGUCAUCGGGCAAUUUGAGCGGCUCUGGCAACUCCGCCAAGCUUGCGGCGCGCUUGGCCGCGGACCAGGAGCGCCGGCAACAGGCCAAGCGCGAAGGCGGACCCUCCGAGCAGGCCCGCAUCUUCCGUCGCGAGAGAGAUCCAGCCAAGCGUCGUGCAGCGACAGCGACGGGCGAUACUGGGGCCGUUGCGACACGUCUGCUCGAGCAGAGCGCCGAGCGAACGGCGGAGGCUGAGACUCGACGUCUCUCGACCGGCGAACACCGGCUGCUUCCGGCAGUGUUGCGGCAAGACAUCACGUCCUUUGAGGGCUUCGCUCGCAAGCGCUUUGCCACGCACCGCAAGGGUCCGUUUCGCAUGCUGCGAGUCCCCGUGCAGAAGCUCGCGCGGUGGCAGCGCACGCCGAUCUCUGCGCCUCUCCUCUCGCUCGAAAAGGCAGAGGAGCGCGCCGAUGCCGUGCGCAUCUUCAAGGUGAUUCUGCGAGUCUGCGGCGAUCGCGAUGCGCCCGUCUUCUGGCCCAGCGUGCCUGAGCCGGCAGAGCUUGGCUAUGGAACAGUGCCGAAGCGAGUUCCGGUGCUGAGCGGCGGCAGUCCUCUGCCCGACGGCUCGACGCUCGCCGGAGACAAGCUGCUCGGCCCUUCGGUGCGGGAAGAGCAGCGAUGGCUGCUCGAGAAGGGCAUCCUCUCAAGCCCGGCAUUGCGCGACGAGGUCUACGUGCAGUGCCUCAAGCAGAUGACCGACAACCCUGGGCGCGACUCUUUCGUGCUUGCCUGGCAGCUACUCGGCACGCUGCUCGUGUGCUUUCCGCCGUCGAAGGAAGCUUCAAGCGCCGGCUGUGCCGCUGCGAACACACGCAGCGAGGACGACGCGACCAUCAUCGGCAUCCUUGCGCGCCACGCGGCGUCAAGGCUAGCUUCGAUCUGCCAGCGGGGUCCUCGUGGCCGCGUGCCGUCACUGGACGAAGUCGAGUACGCCAUGGACGCGGCGUUUGCGCCGAGCGUCUUUGGCCAGAGCCUCGACAUCGUCAUGGACCGGCAGAAGGAGGCGUACCCAGACGUCCAAGUGCCUAUCGCGCUCGUCUUCCUCUGCGACGGCUUGCUGGCACUCAAUGCGCACAAACGCGCAGGCCUCUUCCGACUCACAGCAGAGCCGGCACUCGUGACCACGUUGCGGCUGCGCCUGGACCGCGGGCACUAUAGUCUCGAUGGCUUGGUCGCAGAAGGCGAAGACGGCGAGACACUCUCUGCAGUCCUCGUCUCGACACUGAAGCUCUUCCUGCGAGAGCUCGACCCGCCAUUGGUGCCCUCUGAAGCCUACCAGACGGCGUUGGGCGCCUCGCACAAUCCUGCACGAGUUGUCGAGCACGUCCUGCGUCUGCCGUCGAUCAACAUCCGGUCUCUGGCCUACCUCAUCAAGUGGCUGCAAGGCUUCUGUACUCCAAAGGUUGCUGCGGCUGCCGUCAUUACGCCCGAGGCGCUCGCCGCCGCUUUUGCGCCGAAUCUUCUGCGCGACCCGCGCCCGAGUACCACGCUGGAAGAGGCGGCAGCGAACAGCAACCUCGAGGCGCGCUACGUCCUGACGCUGCUGCGGGACCUGCCCUGCCAAGCGCUGCUGCGCGGCAAG